GAAUUCGAAAACCAGCCUUCCACCUUGAAUCGCCAUUACUGCUGCUUUUUUUUUUGCCCAAAUUAUUUUCAACGCCCCUCGCCUCCGAAAACCCAGGAAAGAAAUCCCACCAAAACAUAAGUUCUUAAGUUUAUGGUCGCCUAAAAGAUAAGAAUCUUGGGGAGCUGUUGGCGUUUAGGAGAUUGCAGUGGACAUUCUUGUUGCUACAAAAUUACAACUUGACUAAUUUUCAAGAGGUUAAGUUAUCUUACCAUUGGCUGCAUGCAUCUGUAAAAUGACAACGAGAAUGGAGUGCCACGUAUGUGGUAAUUUUAGCUUCAAGGAUGGUGGCGAUGGCUUCUAUUAUUGCAGCGUCUGCAGCUCACAAGCUGAUGAUAUUGUUGACACUGGUGUUGAUGACGAGGACCUCUUUGGCAACAAAAUCUACAGUCAGACUGCCCAUCGUUCCCAGCCCACAACUGCUGCUGCAGCCGAGGACAUUUCUCAAUUUAAACAAACACAAUCCCAGCAAAAUUUGCUUCAAGACUUGGUGGUGGAUGCCGAUACUGAUGCAGGAGAUGGAGUUGGGCCUACUGGGCCUAGUGAUUUUGGGUCAUAUCCCGAGAAUUUAAGCUAUGAUGACUAUUAUUCAGAGAUAAGGUCAAGGUAUUUGAUGGGGUAUCAGAUAUUGAUCCAGUUGCAGUGUAAGGCUUUGGUUGAGAAGUUCAAAGUCAGCCCAUUGAUCAUUGGUCUGGUGGGACCAAUAUGGUUAAGAUAUUUAGCUUUCACAAGGAUAAUGGCUGAUGACUGGGCAGAUCAGGUUAUUCAUGAAUCAGAGUCUCAAAAACAAGGGGAUGCUGCUGAUUUUCAUCCUCCCGCUAAACAAAGUAAAGAGCCACACAAUAUAUUUGGACAGAGGGCUGUUACAUUAUGGCAUAUAUCCCUCCGCAGAACAAUCCCAUUAUCUCAUUCUUUGGCUAUAAAUUUUCUUGUUUGUCUUCUGGCAAGAGAGGCAAUCUUGCCAACAGAUAUACUAAAAUGGAUUCUUGAAGGAAAACUUCCAUAUUUUGCCGCUUUUGUUGAAAUUGAGAAACAACUUGGACCUCCUCCUAGUGCCUGUCCUAUCAGUUCUAGUCAUAUGUUUAGACCUAAAACAACUAUGUCAGCUCAGAAGUUGGAGGCACUGGCAGGGUCUAUUGCUCAAAAAAUAAAUCUAGAAUUGCCUCCAGUGAAUUUCUAUGGUAUAGCUUCCCGCUUUGUUGGGCAGUUAUCUAUUCCUGUCAAAAGCAUUCUCCAACAGGCAUUUCGAAUAUAUGAGUGGUCUAUGCCUCCUGAGUUGUAUAUAUCAGCAAACAUUUUAAGGCUACCUACACGCAUAUGGGUGAUGUCUAUACUGAUAGUGGCAAUAAGAAUUCUCUAUAAUUUAAAUGGUUCUGGAAAGUGGGAAAAGAGUUUGUCUAGUUCCAGGAGCUCAUCAUCAUUGGCUGGUAAGGAUGGAAAACAACCUACACAUGCCACUAAUAUGACUGAUGAUGCUGAGAAGGACUUGUCAUCACAUGAUUUGUGCCUUCGUGACAAUGCAUCAGAUGAUGAGGAAUUUGAAUUGGAUGCUGUAGACCUUCUAAAGAUUCUUGAAACUAAGUAUGACAAUCUCAGAGAUACAUAUGAUUAUUCAAAAGGUUUGACAUCAUAUCUGCAACACUGUAAGGAUGUGGUGUUUGCUGGUUCAGGACAAUCCUUUGAGGAUUAUGAAGAAGAAAAGAUAAUAGAGGAUUUAUGGGAGUUUUAUCAGAAUAAGGGUGUUGAAUGUCUGGAAGAUCAAGAAAUGAACUCAUUUCAAGAUAGUGGUUUGCACCAAAAGAGAUCCAUGGACGACAUAAGAAACAUACAAAUAAAAAACAAAGAGUGUCGAUACUGCAAGAACAACCUAUCAGAAGAUGGCUCACAAUAUAGUAUGGAUGAGAAGAACUAUUCUUCCAGGUUUGAAGAUUCAUCCCAUGAAGGUCGAUCUUCAAUGGAGUCCCGCAAGGUUAAAGCAAUAAGAGAACUGAAAUUAGAUAUGGAAACGAACAGAUUUGCCUAUAUUCCUCCUAGGCAAGUAAUUAUGAGUCAAAGAUACAUCAGUUAUAAUAGGAGAAGAAUAGAAGGUGCUUUUGUUUAUGCUGCCCAUGCAGACUAUUAUAUCUUACUUCGUGCCUGUGCAAGGGUAGCCCAAGUUGAUGUUAGAAGCCUGCACAUAGGUGUAUUGGAGUUUGAAAAGAGAUUGAAGCAACUGGAAGAGAAAAUGGGCAAAUGCUUGCAUCUGAAAAUACCCAGCGGCAGUUCUGGUUUCUGUGCUAAUGAAGAUGAUUAAAGUCCUACGAAUGACUGAACUAUUUUUGAAGUAACAGGAUGUCCGUUGGUGUUCUCUCAUCACUUUUCCCCAAGAAAUUGAACUACUGGAAACUCAUCCUUUGUAUGGGAAGCCCAAAAAGUAUGUCUUUGCUUGUGGAAACAUUGACUAGCACCUGAAUAUGUAAAUAGACCGGUGAACUACUGCAAUUUUGCUAGCUACAUAACCCAGACUGAUUCUCAAGUAUGGCAUGCUGCUAUGUGAUACAAGUUUUAAUAGCUAUGAGCAUUCAGGGUGAUAUCAGCUUUACUGUGAAUAGUAAAGGAGAAAGGUCAAUAGUCUAACAGGAGAAACUGAAAUGCGCUGCUUUUUUGUCACUUAUGGGUGGAAAAGACCGAAGUCUUUGCAGGCCUGUGUACUUACCUACCCUCGAAGUUGCAAGUACAGAGCUCUUGGCAGGUCUCAUUUGGAACUUGCCAUCACAAUGCACCAAUCGAAAGCAUCCUUGAAGUAUGCAGGUUCUUCAGAGAAGCUCUGCUUGGUCACAAUGUGUGCAUGUAUCUCGAAAACAUGUUGUGGAGAAAUUUUUGGACAGGGGUUUGGAGGCAAAACUGUGGAAACCACAUUUAGCAUAUGUCUAGUUUGAGAAGAAACAUCUUUAAAAUAGGACGUUACUGACGUUUGAUUAAUGAACUUACCUCUAUAUGGCAUAUACUGCAUAGAGUAAGGAAUGCCGGACCUCAGACAGUAAUGAGCUACCUACAUGCUAAAUACCAGUAAGUUUCUUAACUUUCAGGAGUAGGUCAAUAGAACAAAGAGUCCUCUUUAAUUGUGCAUACCAUUGUGUACUAUCUCUAGCAGUCUUUUCGCACUUCUGGAUUAUGGUAGAAUUCUACCACUGAUGACAAGAUUAAGUUGUUCGUCCAAUUAUCUAAA
Messenger RNA from Coffea eugenioides, 3247 nucleotides. Its product is annotated as TATA box-binding protein-associated factor RNA polymerase I subunit B. Gene Ontology annotation, molecular function: RNA polymerase I core promoter sequence-specific DNA binding. Gene Ontology annotation, biological process: RNA polymerase I preinitiation complex assembly; nucleolar large rRNA transcription by RNA polymerase I. Gene Ontology annotation, cellular component: RNA polymerase I core factor complex; RNA polymerase transcription factor SL1 complex. Lineage: Eukaryota; Viridiplantae; Streptophyta; Magnoliopsida; Gentianales; Rubiaceae. The record is from RefSeq and is a predicted model, not a curated record. The coding region runs from base 275 to 2332 and encodes 685 amino acids. The transcript has 5 exons.